AUGUUAUCGAGGGCCAUAUUCAGAAACCCUGUCAUAAAUAGAACACUACUAAGGGCCAGACCCGGUGUCUACUCUGCAACCAGAUUGACUAGAAGUUCAUUGAUUCAAAGUAGGAAGUACUCUGAUGCACAUGAUGAAGAAACCUUCGAGGAAUUCACCGCAAGAUACGAAAAGGAAUUUGACGAGGCAUACGAUUUGUUCGAAGUACAAAGAGUGUUAAAUAAUUGUUUCUCUUAUGAUUUGGUUCCUGCUCCUGCAGUUAUCGAAAAGGCCUUGAGGGCCGCCAGAAGAGUCAAUGACUUGCCUACCGCUAUUAGAGUAUUUGAAGCUUUAAAAUACAAGGUCGAAAAUGAAGACCAAUACAAGGCCUACUUGAAUGAGUUGAAGGAUGUCAGACAAGAAUUGGGCGUUCCCUUAAAGGAAGAGCUAUUUCCAAGCUCUUCCUAA
Messenger RNA from Saccharomyces kudriavzevii IFO 1802, 447 nucleotides. It is a transcript of the gene COX6, whose product is annotated as cytochrome c oxidase subunit VI. Gene Ontology annotation, biological process: mitochondrial electron transport, cytochrome c to oxygen. Gene Ontology annotation, cellular component: mitochondrial inner membrane. The record is from RefSeq and is a predicted model, not a curated record. Bases 1 to 447 code for a protein of 148 amino acids. The transcript has a single exon. Lineage: Eukaryota; Fungi; Ascomycota; Saccharomycetes; Saccharomycetales; Saccharomycetaceae.